This is a messenger RNA of Ceratitis capitata (Mediterranean fruit fly), 1270 nucleotides long. It is a transcript of the gene Gmd, whose product is annotated as GDP-mannose 4,6 dehydratase. NCBI's taxonomy places the organism in Eukaryota, Metazoa, Arthropoda, Insecta, Diptera, Tephritidae. Gene Ontology annotation, molecular function: GDP-mannose 4,6-dehydratase activity. The coding region runs from base 89 to 1222 and encodes 377 amino acids. Gene Ontology annotation, biological process: GDP-mannose metabolic process. The transcript has 3 exons. The record is from RefSeq and is a predicted model, not a curated record.
GUUGUUUCUGCCAUAAAUAAAAGUACAUCGAUUUGGUUUAACUACUUAUUUGCAUAUUUAAAGUGAAUUUAGUGUUAAAUAAAAUAAAAUGUCAUUAAAUAGUGAAGCAAGUGGCUCACAACAGGCAAAUGAAUUACUUAAAGUAGAAACAAACGGAGGCGGUGACACCCGGAAGAUCGCUUUAAUUACCGGCAUUACUGGGCAGGAUGGCUCAUAUUUGGCAGAGUUACUCUUAAAGAAGAACUAUGAAGUUCAUGGCAUUAUACGCCGUGCCAGUACUUUUAAUACCUCACGCAUUGAACAUCUUUAUGCCAACCCGGUGGCACAUCAAGGAGGCAAAAUGAAACUACACUACGGUGACAUGACAGACAGUAGCAGCUUGGUGAAAAUUAUAAGUAUGGUGAAACCAACAGAAAUCUACAAUUUAGCAGCGCAAUCACAUGUGAAAGUCUCCUUCGAUUUGAGUGAGUACACUGCCGAAGUGGAUGCGGUAGGCACGCUACGCAUCCUGGAUGCCGUACGUACGUGUGGUAUGGAGAAAACUGUACGUUUCUAUCAAGCCUCCACAUCGGAAUUGUACGGCAAAGUGGUGGAGACGCCACAAAAUGAGAAAACACCUUUUUAUCCACGUUCGCCUUACGCUUGCGCUAAAAUGUAUGGAUUUUGGAUUGUUAUCAACUAUCGUGAAGCGUAUAAUAUGUACGCCUGUAAUGGUAUACUUUUCAAUCAUGAGUCACCACGUCGUGGCGAAAAUUUCGUGACUCGCAAAAUUACCCGUUCAGUUGCGAAAAUCUAUCAUCAACAGUUGGAAUCCUUUGAGUUAGGCAAUUUGGAUUCGAAACGUGAUUGGGGUCAUGCCAUGGAUUAUGUGGAAGCCAUGUGGAUGAUGUUGCAAUGUGAGAAGCCGUCCGAUUUUGUUAUUGCCACCGGUGAAACGCACAGUGUGCGUGAAUUCGUGGAGGAGGCAUUUAAAUUUAUAGGCCGCGAAAUUGUAUGGCAGGGUGAGGGUGUCAACGAAGUGGGCAUUGAAAAGGGAACCGACAUAGUACGCGUACGUAUUAAUCCAAAGUAUUUCCGUCCAACAGAAGUCGAUUUGCUGCUAGGGGAUUCAAGUAAAGCGCGUCGCGAACUAAAUUGGACACCCAAGGUUACAUUCAAAGAGUUGAUUAAAGAUAUGAUGGAAUCCGAUAUUGAACUGAUGAAAAGGAAUCCAAUAGCUUGAAAAAAGCGAGAUUUGAAAUAAAAAUAUGUGUGAUUUUUAUAUUUGUGA